AUGGCUAAUUUUGGUGCCAUCAUUGGUGUUUCAAUCUAUCCAGCUACUGAUGCUCCCUCAUUUACUAAGGGAAAUAUUAUAUGCUUAUCCACUGUUCUUGCUCAAUGUAUUUUAACUAUUGGAUUGAAACUUUAUUUGGAUUUACUAAAUAAGAGACGUGAUUUGGCUAUAUUAGCAAAUCAUGAUGAUGUAUAUGAUAGUGAUUUGGUGAAAAAUAAAAAGAAACUUAGAGAAAUUGCCAUGAAAUGUGUGGAAAAAGAACCGAAAUUUGAUGAAAUUUUAUGUGAUAGGCAUCCAAAUUGGAGCUAG
Racocetra persica is the source of this 309-nucleotide messenger RNA. Lineage: Eukaryota; Fungi; Glomeromycota; Glomeromycetes; Diversisporales; Gigasporaceae. The record is from the annotation of a GenBank genome assembly.